This is a messenger RNA of Geodia barretti, 927 nucleotides long. The record is from the annotation of a GenBank genome assembly. NCBI's taxonomy places the organism in Eukaryota, Metazoa, Porifera, Demospongiae, Tetractinellida, Geodiidae.
AUGCGGACUGGAAUCACGGGAGCGACGGGCCUGAUCGGCCGCGCGCUCGCUUCGGAACUUGCCGAGAGGGGCCACGAAGUGGUGGCGCUCACCCGGCGCGAAGGCGCGCUCACGGGGUUCCCGCCCGGAGUCCGGUCCGCCCGCUGGAACCCUCGCGGUGACGGGGCGAACGCCGACCCGGCCGGUGUGCUGGAAGGGCUCGACGCCCUGGUCCACCUUGCCGGAGAGCCGGUCGGGAAACGCUGGACGACCGCCCGCAAGCGCGCCAUUCGCGAGAGCCGGGUGGAAGGCACGAAAGCCCUGGUCGCGGCCCUCGGCGCCGCCCGGAAUCGGCCCUCGCGACUGCUCGCCGCCUCCGCCGUCGGCUACUACGGGGCGCGCGGCGACGAAGAGCUUGCCGAAGACGCCGCCUCCGGACACGACUUCCUGGCCGAAGUGUGCCGGGAGUGGGAGGCCGCCGCCGGCGCCGCCCGGGACUGCGGAAUCGAGACGGCCUCCCUCCGGAUCGGGGUCGUGCUCUCCCCGCAGGGCGGCGCCCUGGCCACCAUGCUUCCUCCGUUCCGGCUGGGAGUGGGCGGCCGGCUCGGGAGCGGACGCCAGUGGACGGCGUGGAUCCACCUUGCCGACGUGACAGCCGCGAUCGCCCACCUCCUCGAGGCGCCUGCCGGGUCUCUCGAAUCGACGUACAACCUCACGUCUCCCAACCCGGUCACGAAUGCCGCCUUCACCAAGGCGCUGGGGAAGGCCCUCCGGCGACCGACCAUCCUUCCGGCUCCGGGACUGGCGAUGCGACUCGCCUUCGGAGAGAUGGCCGACGCGCUGCUGCUCUCCGGCCAGCGAGCGGUGCCCGGGCGUCUGCUCGCUGCCGGCUUCCAGUUCGGACAUCCCUCGAUCGGGCCGGCGUUGACCGACCUGGUCGGUUCCUGA